AUGACUUUCUGUGAAACCUUGGGAUCUCCCAAAAGUGCAUUUGAUCUCAAAAGUGAAGCUACAGAUACCGAAUCUGAUACUGAAAGUGAAUCUACAGAUACAGAAUCCGACUUGAGGAGGUUUUCCCUUCCGGAAACGAUGAACCCACACAUCGACUCGGAUUUGAAUCUCUCUGCAUCAAAUAUCUUUCUUUGGAUCCAUAAAAUUUGCAGGUUCAACAGUAAAGUCGAGCUGUCGAAUUUUCUGGGCAGUAUAGAUUCUCUUCCAGAUGCAUUUGAUGCAAUUUUAAACACUACAUUGACUUUUGAACUUCACACAAAUCCAUAUGGAAUCCCAAUUUUGGCUUUUAAGAUUCCGCUUGAUUAUACAAAACGAUUUCUUAAUGGAGAGUUUGACUUAGUGGCGUCAGAAAACCACAGCCUUGUUAACUUUAUAUCCACAAAGGUCAACCCAUCAUGCUCCAUUAACAAAGCUGCCAUUGAUUUGUAUGAGCAAUUCAUUCUUGAUCUCUCAAAGCUAGAAGAUCAGCUUAGGAAUAAACCGUUGAUUAUAACUGGACAGUCUCUAGGGGGGUACCUGGCAAUUCUUUUCACAUUAAGGCUCCAACAUGCUGCAGAUAUUGAAGAAGCCAAUGGUGCUAAGAAAUAUAAACAGCCGAUUUGCAUAACUUUUGGUUCACCCCUGCUUGGUGAUGAGGCCCUUCAACGUGCCAUUGGUGAACGCCGAGCAUGGAAAUCCAGCUUCCUGAAUGUGGUCACCAGAAGAGAUCCUCUUGCUUGUUUUUUCACAUCAAAAACAAUUUACAAGCCUUUUGGUACAUUCCUGUGUUGCACAGAAUCAGGUGGGCAUGCAGCUUUUGAAGAUCAAGAGGCAAUCCUAGCAGUUUUAGACACAAUGGCGGCAUUGAAUGCUGAAAAGAAAGAAAUACCUGAUUAUGGGAACGAUAUGAAAUCAAUCAAAAGGAAGGUUCUUUAUCGGGGGGCUGUUGAACCAGGCGAACCUUACUUGAAUACAUUAAGGGAAGGAAUUAUAUUUCAGUUUAAGGAAGUUGGUGCGUUGGGUGAUAUUUCAGAUGAUUUGAUUCUAAGAAUAGAGGCGAAACAAGUACGCAAGAUUAGAAGCCAUACUAUUACGUACAGCUACGAGCCUACAAAGAAGCUCAACGACAUGAAGAUAAGUUUAACAUACAUGGAAUGGUACAUGAAGAGCAGAAGAUCACAAGGAGGUUACUACGAUAGCUACAAAAGCCCCAAAACUAAACAAGAAAUCCAGAUGCAACAAGAAAUCCUUAAGCAUAAGCAGUACUUGGACCUGUAUUUUGAUAAGCUUGUUGGAGAAAAGGAACAAAUGCCACUACAAGAAGGUGCAAAGCUUCGUAUGCGUUGGCUUUUGAGUGCAAACAACUACAGAAUGAUUGUUGAGCCCCUAGGGAUAGCCGAUCACUAUAGAAUAGGCUACACGAACUACAUUCGGACUAGGAAGUACCAUUAUUAUCUGAUAGAGAAGUGGUAUGAUGAAAUUGGGGGUUCAUAUGGAAGAGUUAGUAGAAAUAGGGCUAGUAGUCUUACAGUGGAUUCUUGCUUCUGGGCUCAUGUAGAGGAGGCGUGGAUUGUAUUAAGAGACUUGAGGAAGGAAGGAUCGAGCAACAAUGCAGACGACAUCAUUAAAAGACUGGAGCAGUUUGAGGCUUAUUUGAUGAAUGGUAUCAACAACUUUGACGUGUCGCCGGAAAUUUUCUUGGAUGGGAGCAGCCUGAUGGAAUGGUGGAAGGAGUACAAAGAAUACAAAGGAAACUCGUACGUUUCUGAGUUUGCUAAUUACAUGAACAGUGGGAACUACAGAAUGUAUCAGUAAUUCAAGUCUGGUUUGUGAAUAAUAUACUUAAUUAUUUUCUUCAGUUAUUAAUACUUGUCUGUUUACAAAA
This is a messenger RNA of Erigeron canadensis, 1924 nucleotides long. Its product is annotated as senescence-associated carboxylesterase 101-like. Gene Ontology annotation, biological process: lipid metabolic process; defense response. The transcript is spliced from 5 exons. Lineage: Eukaryota; Viridiplantae; Streptophyta; Magnoliopsida; Asterales; Asteraceae. The record is from RefSeq and is a predicted model, not a curated record. Bases 1 to 1854 code for a protein of 617 amino acids. Gene Ontology annotation, molecular function: carboxylic ester hydrolase activity.